Messenger RNA from Hevea brasiliensis (rubber tree), 3646 nucleotides. RefSeq names its product clathrin interactor EPSIN 2. Bases 115 to 3255 code for a protein of 1046 amino acids. Gene Ontology annotation, molecular function: clathrin binding; phospholipid binding. NCBI's taxonomy places the organism in Eukaryota, Viridiplantae, Streptophyta, Magnoliopsida, Malpighiales, Euphorbiaceae. The record is from RefSeq and is a predicted model, not a curated record. Gene Ontology annotation, biological process: endocytosis. Gene Ontology annotation, cellular component: plasma membrane; endosome; clathrin vesicle coat. The transcript has 13 exons.
UUCACUCUUCUUCUGGAAUUCUAAUCAGUUUGAUUUCUUUUGAACAGGCAUAAAAGGGGUCUUUGAAUUGAACUGUGUGAUUCACACUGCUAGUAUAGGUCACUGCUUGUGACAAUGAAGAAGGUCUUUGAUCAAACUGUUAGGGACAUUAAAAGAGAAGUUAAUAAGAAAGUGCUUAAAGUUCCUGGAAUAGAACAGAAGAUUCUUGAUGCAACUAGCAAUGAGCCCUGGGGUCCUCAUGGAACUCUCCUUGCAGAUAUUGCACAUGCUACCAGAAAUUAUCAUGAAUACCAGAUGAUCAUGGCAGUAAUCUGGAAACGGAUAAAUGAUACCGGCAAGAACUGGCGGCAUGUCUACAAGGCUUUGACUGUAUUGGAAUACCUUGUUGCUAACGGAUCAGAGCGUGUCAUAGAUGAGAUAAGGGAACAUGCAUACCAAAUAUCGACAUUGGCAGAUUUCCAGUAUAUUGAUUCUAGUGGAAGGGACCAGGGUAGCAAUGUCAGAAAGAAAUCUCAAAGUCUUGUGGUCUUGGUGAAUGAUAAAGAAAGAAUAAUUGAAGUUAGACAAAAGGCUGCUGCUAAUCGGGACAAGUUCCGCAACAUGUCAGCUGGUGGAAUGUAUAGACCCAGUUCAUAUUCAAGUACCGGAGGAUAUGGUGACAAAUAUGACGAUGACCGUUAUGAAGGCCGCUAUGGAAGCAGGGAUGAAGAUCGUAAUGGAUAUGGCAAUGGGAGAGAACGAGAAUACAACUAUAGGGAUGAUGAUAGAUAUGGUAGAUAUGGGGACUCGUAUGGUCGUGACGGAGAUCGUUAUGGCAGAGAUUAUGAGGAACGCUACAGCAGAGAUGGAUACAGGGAAGAUGAUUACCACGGAAGAAGUCAAAGGAUUGAUGAUUAUGGCUCAAGAAGCAGGAGUUCUGAUAGAGACCGUGGUUUUGACGAUGAUGUUCAAUCCUCAUCUCGUGGUAGUGGUGCUAGAGCUGAUGAUCAAUCUCAGGAUGGAAGCAUUGCCAGGCGGCUUGAACGAAAAUUUUCUGAACAGAAUAUUGCUCCUCCUAGUUAUGAAGAAGCUGUAAGUGAAUCCCGGAGCCCUGCACAAGGUGAAAGGAAUGGAGAAACUUCAACUGCAUCUGCUCCUGGAGUUUCUUCUCCAGCAGCACCUAGAGCUUCCUCUCCACCUGCACCCAGAGCUGCUUCUCCCUCUGCAAGCAAUAAUCAAAGUCAAACAACUACUGUUUUGAGUGCACCUGUAACUCCUGUUGGCCAGGCAUUCGAGGUGGCUGAUGAAUUUGAUCCACGUGGUCCUGGUUCAGCUGCUUCUGCUGUUGCUACUACCUCAAACAAUGAUGAAGAUUUACUCGGCUCUCUGUCAGAUUCAUUUACUGCAAAUCCAUUGGCCAUCAUGCCAGUGACCUCUGCAACUACAACCUCUGAAGCUGAUGCCCCUGCAAACUUUUCAGGAUCGACAUUUGCUGCAACACAGCCAGCAUCUAAUGUUAUGAAUCAGUCAUUCGAAGAUCCAUUUGGUGACUCUCCAUUUAAGGCUAUCCCUUCCGCCGAUGAUGCUAUCUCAGCUCAACAGCAGACUUCUACCUCUGUAGUCGCUUUCCAGCCUACUAUGAAUCAAAAUGCUGAAAUGCCGCCAGCAGUGCCACUAGACGCAGUGAAUAACUUUGACUUUGGAGACACAUUAUCUGGCCUGACUUAUUCAGCACCCAAUGUUCAACCAACCUCUACAAACUCACAGUUUAUCCCUCAGGAACUUUCAACUUCACAGCAGGAAACUGAUAUUCUGGCAGAUAUCCUCCCACCAUCCAGUCCUUCACCUGCAGUAGCAGCACACACAGGUUUCUCAGAUGUGGCUGGUCAACCUGUAGAGCCAAAUGCUAGUAUUUAUGGAUACUACAAUUCACAGGCAGGAUCUGUGGCACCAGUAGCUCCAAACAUGGGUGCUCAGCCUUCACAAUUCAACAGUGGGAAUUUCCUCCCACAUGGAGGAUCUACGGCUCCUUUCCCUUCAAACGUGGCUCAACAAACUCCAGCUGGACCUGGGUCACAAUUUAACAAUGGAAAUUUACUUCCACAGCAAAGUUCUCUAGCCACAGUUGUCUCACCCACUUCUCACCAUCUGGCAAGUGGACCAGCUCCACAGUUUAGCAAUGGAAAUUUUCUCCCGCAACAAGGCUCUGCUACCCCAAUAGCUCACCAUACCACAAGUGGGCCAACUCUACAGUUAAACAAUGCAAACUUUCUCCCACAACAGGGCUCUGUUGCCCCAGCAGUCUCGCAAGCUGCUUACCAUGCAACGGGACCAACUCCACAGUUUAACAAUGGAAACCUUUUCCCACAACAGGGUUCUGCUGCCCCAGUAGGCUUACAAGUUGCUCAUCAAAAUGCAAUAGGACCAACUCCACAGUUUAACAAUGAAAACAUUUUGCCACAAGGCUCUACUGCCCCUGUUGCUUCACAAGUUGGCUAUCAAGCUUCAACUGGAUCUGCUGCUCAACCUGUAACUGAUGUCCUAGGCAACUUUUUUUCAAAAGGGUCAAACACAUCCGUGGCAUCUCAGCCAGCUCUUCCAUCUUCAACAGGAUCACUUGCAAUAGUUCCUCAACCAUCAAAGGACAAAUUUGAGACCAAGUCAACAGUUUGGGCAGAUACACUGAACAGAGGGCUAGUCAACUUGAAUAUUUCUGGCCCUAAAAUCAAUCCAUUGUCUGACAUUGGAAUUGAUUUUGAUGCUAUUAAUCGCAAGGAGAAGAGAAUGGAAAAACCAACAACAGCUGCUGUUACAUCUACCGUCACAAUGGGUAAAGCUAUGGGAUCUGGUUCUGGUAUAGGCCGAGCAGGUGCAAGUGCUCUUAGGGCUUCUCCAAAUCCUACGAUGAGUCCUGGCAUGGGAAUGGGUGCAGGCAUGAAUAUGGGAAUGGGUAUGGGCAUGGGUGGAGGUCGAGGCAUGGGAGGUUAUGGAGGCCUGAAUCAACCCAUGGGAAUGGGGAUGGGCAUGAAUCAACCCAUGGGAAUGGGCAUGAACCAACCCAUGGGAAUGGGAAUGGGGAUGGGUGUGAACCAACCCACGGGUAUGGGAAUGGGAAUGGGGAUGGGGAUGGGUAUGGGAAUGGGAAUGGGGAUGGGGAUGGGUAUGGGGCAAGGUGGCUAUACGCAACCUCCUGGAUCAUCCAUGCCUGGUGGUUAUAAUGCCAUGAUGGGCACAGGUGGUUAUACUCAACAGCCAUAUGGUGGAGGAUAUCGAUGAGAUAGAUCCACUUUGUGAUGAUGUUGAAGUGUUAUGAAAUAUCAGUUGUCUUUGAGACACAGAUGGCAUAGCACCCAGUGUUACAGUUGAACAUGCAUAGUAGUCUCAUAUAUGGUCUAGGAUGUAUUUUGGGUCAUAGUUGUAACAUUAUGACAUGCAGCUUGAUGUGUAUCCAUCAGCCUCAAUAUCUCACUAUUGGUUGCAAUAUCAUUCAUUUUGGGUCGGAAGAGUUGGUUUAGGUGCAUUGCUGAUUUCAGCUGUUGUGAAUUUGUAAUAUGGUGAGGAUAACUUUUCUCGUUGUCGACCCUCAAAUUUUUUUACUUGUAGCUUGUCAGAUAUAUUCUGUGCUUGGCUAUUCAAAAAACAAUAAAUCUAAAAAUUCAUUUGUCUA